Wasmannia auropunctata (little fire ant) is the source of this 3032-nucleotide messenger RNA. Its product is annotated as poly(ADP-ribose) glycohydrolase-like. The record is from RefSeq and is a predicted model, not a curated record. The coding region runs from base 424 to 2757 and encodes 777 amino acids. Lineage: Eukaryota; Metazoa; Arthropoda; Insecta; Hymenoptera; Formicidae. Gene Ontology annotation, molecular function: poly(ADP-ribose) glycohydrolase activity. Gene Ontology annotation, biological process: carbohydrate metabolic process; regulation of DNA repair; nucleotide-sugar metabolic process. The transcript has 11 exons. Gene Ontology annotation, cellular component: nucleus; cytoplasm.
AAAAUAUCUACUUUGUAACUGUUCUUUGAUUGUGACUGUUGGUUUUCGUCCAGCGAUCACACAUCACGCGAGUUUUUUGUACAUACAUACACAAAGUACACACCUUGACAGCUGACAUAACCAACAAUCGGUUUCAGCCUCUGGGCGAGUGGCUCGUAGUACUUUUCGCGCGUGCACACAUCGCAUACAUUUGUAUAUGCAUUUACAGAAACGUAGGAACGUCGAAUGCAAGCUGGAUUUGGCAUUAGUUAUGUCGCGACGCACGAAUUCGCGCGAAGAUUGACGCUUUAAUAAAAAUCGCCGCUGGACAAUCUCGCCGACAAAUUUCCCUUUUCUCGCGAAUGGAUAACGCAACCGCCCCGUUCCUCUCGUCGCUGCCGCUGUGCGAUUUGUACGACUUUUAGCCCACCUCAGGAGGAUAGGAUGUCAGAGACGGAGAUAACGUUCGAGGAGGAGCACUCCGUGGACCUGUUCUCGGACGUAGAAUUGUCGCAGAGCACGAAGAACGCGGCCAAUUCGGACUCGAGCUCCAUGUCCGUUGGCGUUAACGAGCCUGAGCCGUCCGACGGCGUACCCGAGUGGAAGGGCAUGAGCAUGGACGAGAUACGCAAGGGCCUGGGCGUUUACGACUGUCGGGAACAUCCGCCGGUCGUCGUCUCUUCCAGUCACACAGUAUUGUUCAUGUUACCAUUGCGUACACCUGGACCACCAAAGCCAUAUCCGACGCAUCGAAUAGACAAGUGGAGCCAGGGCUAUGUACGAAUGCCGCAUUCUGCGCACAGUUUGUAUCCAAUAGAGCAGAGGAGCGGAAGUCGCAGUUGCCGAAAUAGAUGGGAGAUGAUUCAGGAAGCUCUGCUGAGGAACAUACUUUCCAGCCAACAGUUAGAAGAUGCUAUACUUUCGUACAAUCAAAUAUACGCACAGCGCUGGAAUUUCGCGGCGCUCCAUCACUUUUUCUCGGAGGUCAUGGACUCGGAGGAGACGACCAUGUUCUUUGAAACUCUGAUGCCAAAGAUAAUCCAACUGGCCUUGCAGCUUCCUGUGCUGUUAACUGGCGCGGUGCCCCUGCUGAAACGACACACCAACGGGUCUAUCAGUUUGAGUCAAUUACAAGUAGCCUCGCUGCUGGCAAACGCAUUUUUUUGUACAUUUCCUAGACGGAAUUCAAGUAAUCCGCAAUCGGAAUACGCGUCGUAUCCAUAUAUUAAUUUUAACAAAUUGUUCGCUGCCUAUAACGAAAAACACAGCCAGUGUGAGUCAGUGAUGGAGAAGAUUAAAUGUCUUCUUCAUUACUUCAGGCGAGUAACAACUAAAGCACCUGAAGGUAUAAUAACAAUCGAACGACGUUACAUUCCGUUGGAAAGCUGUCCAAGAUGGAAUUUGCAAGACCAAAAAUUGCCACCGUUACACAUAACGAGUAAAGGGACUAUCGAAAGCGAAGGAGCUGGGCUGCUCCAAGUGGAUUUCGCAAACAAAUAUGUGGGCGGAGGUGUGCUAGGCUUGGGCUGCGUGCAGGAAGAGAUACGGUUCGUUAUAUGCCCGGAACUUAUGGUCACUAUGUUGGUUACGGAGGAACUGGACGAUACGGAGGCGCUCGUCGUCACCGGUAUCGAGCGGUACAGCAAGUACGAAGGGUAUAGCAACACUUUCAAGUGGAAAGGAGAUUUUGUUGACGAGACACCGAGGGACAAUAGUGGUAGACGUAUGACGUCAAUCGUCGCUAUUGAUGCCCUUUACUUCAGGCAGUCCUCGCUGCAGUUCAAUAUGGACAACAUAAAUCGUGAGCUUAACAAGGCUUACGUUGGAUUCGUCGGAUCUGACACCUGUAAGAACAAUCUGCCUGCCAUCGCAACCGGAAACUGGGGAUGCGGCGCGUUUCGCGGAAAUCCGAAAUUGAAAGUCUUGAUACAGUUGAUGGCUGCUGCAGCUGCAGGCCGAUCGAUGGUCUACUUUACUUUCGGAGACACGAAGCUGCGGGACGACGUGGCAGCGAUGUACGCACACUUGAUUCAUCACGACAUCGAUAUAGCGCGACUUUACUCAAUGCUGUCGGAGUAUCGUCGAGAGUCAGCCUCGAACGCUCAUUCGGAUUUUUAUUGUUUCUUGUACAACAGAAGUAGGAUAAAACCGUUGAGCAAAUACUUCCCGACGAAGCCCGCCGAGAGCGUCCCUUCGGCGAAUAUUUCCGCCGAGUGUCUGAGGGAGACGCUGUUUAAAAGGAACAAAACCGCGACCUUGUCGAACAAAGACAUUGAUAACAAGCGAUAUCAUUACUCGACGGCCAAGGAGAAGGAAGUGGCGGAGGAGGAAAAGAUCAUGAAUUGGUUGACGAGCUGCGAGAGCGAUAGCAGCGACGGCUAUGUCAAACCCGAGGAUAACCGCGAUGGGAAAACCAAGAGUGCUGCGAGAGAGGCGGAUAGUCAUAGGAACGGCGGUUUGCGGGACGAUCAUUUUGCAGAUAACACCGUCAACGGAGAGAACGUGCAAAUGGAAGAUAAGAUAUCGAAUAAGUUGGACAACAGCGUGAAUACGUCGAAUUCGAAAGAGCCGGUUAUUCCACGCCUUAUCGACAAUCAAGACACAUCGAAGAAGAUAAAGUCCGAAUUAUCGUUCGAAUCGAUGGAACUGUGCGAUGAUGGCGACAGCGAAUCCGUAAAGAUCUUGAAAGACUGCGCUCCGGAAUCCUGUAAGCAAAAGUCGCUCCCUAAAAGGAGCGGCCAGAGGAAGAUCUCGGAAUUUUUCCAGCGAAUAUCGUGAACAUGCGGUACACGGACAAUUUCGAAGCGAUGCCAAUUAGCACCCGCGCACUUCUGUAAUUAUAAAUAUUCUGUAUAAUCUUAAACGUUACAAAUCUUGAAAGUACAAUGUAAAUAAAAUUCUGCGUAAGACGGGAUUAUUCAAGCACCUUGACACCUUUUUUAUUUUGUAUAUCUAACAUACGUAUCUUAUAUUUUGUGUCUUAAAAAGCGAUUACGUGUGCAGCUGUAUUAUAUAAUAAUUUCCAAUGCAUAAAAAGAUUAUCAAUCUAAAAA